Molecule: messenger RNA, 9558 nt
Organism: Pipra filicauda (Wire-tailed manakin)
Lineage: Eukaryota; Metazoa; Chordata; Aves; Passeriformes; Pipridae
Gene: ELK4
Product: ETS transcription factor ELK4
Exons: 5
Coding region: 101-1429 (442 amino acids)
Biological process (GO): cell differentiation; regulation of transcription by RNA polymerase II
Cellular component (GO): nucleus
Molecular function (GO): DNA-binding transcription factor activity, RNA polymerase II-specific; sequence-specific DNA binding
Source: RefSeq, a predicted model, not a curated record
GGGCCGGGCAUGAGGGACGGCGGGGGGGCCGCGCCCAGCACCGGGACCGGACGGGAGCGCCGCGCCCGGGCACCGGCGGGGCUCCUCCUCGCUCACUGCUAUGGACAGUGCUAUCACCCUGUGGCAGUUCCUCCUCCAGCUCCUCCAAGAGCCUCAGAACAAGAACAUCAUCUGUUGGACCUCCAACGACGGGGAGUUCAAGCUGCUGCAGGCAGAGGAGGUGGCCAGGCUGUGGGGGAUCCGCAAGAACAAGCCCAGCAUGAACUAUGAUAAACUCAGCCGAGCGCUCAGAUACUACUACGUGAAGAAUAUCAUUAAGAAAGUGAACGGUAAGAAGUUUGUGUACAAGUUUGUCUCGUAUCCGGAGAUUUUAAAUAUGGACCCGCUCGUCGUGGGCCGGAUAGAAGGAGACCCUGAACUGACUGGCUUUGGAGAGGUCAACAGCGCUCCAAAGGAGGUGGAAAACUGUGGGAAGGAGAAGUCCCAGUCGUGUGCGAAGUCCUCGAGCCGCAACGACUACAUCCACUCAGGCCUGUACUCCUCCUUCACCCUCAACUCCCUCAACAGCUCCAGCGUCAAACUCUUCAGGUCCAUCAAGAUCGAGAACCCGGCGGAGAAGCUGACGGAGAAGAAGCCUCAGGAGCCGACCCCCUCCGUCAUCAAGUUUGUCACCAUGCCCUCCAAAAAGCCGCCCUCGGCCCCCCUGGUCUCCACCGUCUCCGCGGCUUCCGCCGCUCCCGCCGCGUCCUCCUCCCUUCCCAUGGGAUCCGAGGAGACCCUCCAGACCCUGGAGACGCUCGUCCUGCCCAAGUUAACUGUCCCCGAAGCUCCAGCACCUUUGCCAAACUUAACCAGCAGCUUCACCCCGACCCCCCCCAUCUCCUCGGUGUCUCCCACUCUCCAGGUCCCUUCCACGCCCCCGUCGCCGCCCCUGAGCUCCAAUCCCGACCUGGACAUUGACACGGACAUCGAGUCCGUGGCCUCCCAGCAGCUGGAGCAGGCCCAGAGCCUUCAGCACCAAUCCCCAGAGCCCAAAGAGCAGGAUUCAUCCGUGCUGGAGAAGGAAUUUGCCAAUCACCUCUCCAGAUCUAAGAAACCCAAAGGGCUGGAGUUGGCUCCCACUCUCGUCAUCACGGGCAGUGAUCCAAGUCCUCUGGGCAUUCUGAGUCCUUCUCUCCCGACUGCUUCUCUUACUCCAGCACUUUUCUCUCAGACUCCCAUCCUGCUGACUCCCAGCCCUUUGCUCUCCAGCAUCCACUUCUGGAGUACCCUGAGCCCGGUGGCUCCUCUCAGUCCUGCCAGGUUGCAAGGUGCUAACACCCUCUUUCAGUUUCCAUCAGUGCUGAACAGUCAUGGCCCAUUUACUCUGUCUGGACUGGAUGGACCCUCUACCCCUGGCCCGUUUUCCCCUGAUCUCCAGAAGACAUAGCACAUGGAAUUCAUGGAAAGGACACGUUGGCAAACAAGGGAAAGAUGGGACACUUCUAUUUAACCACGUUUUUUUAAAAAUGAGCAAUUUAUAAUUCCACACAGAGAUUCUCAACGAUCGUAGUUUUCGCCAUUCCCAAGUAAAAAUGCCUUUUUUUUUGCAAAAUUCCCUUUUUUUCUGAAGAACCCAGGUUGGGAAUGUAUAUGCAAAGGCCUUAAUAGGAGCUGCAGCUCCAGUUUUCUUCUCUUCCCUCCUUGGUUUGGAAGAUUUCACGUGGUCAAAAAGGGACUUUUGGUCGGUGUUGCAGCAGCUGAGUCUGCACUGAUUGCAGUGAACAGUGUCAGAGAAGUCUUUUCUCUGUGACUUUUGGGGAAAAAAAAAAAAAACAAACCCUCUGUUCUUCUGCUUCCUGUGCUUGGCAAGAAGAUAUCUGAUCAGGAUGGAAGCUGGCAUUCCAGGAAAUGCUUGGGAAAGGGGUGUGUGCACUCCAGCUUUGCCUGGGGGGGCCACGGUGACUUCUGCAGCAACAAAAACAGCCUGGUCUGUUCUGCUGUAAAAUCAUCUUGUCUUUUUUGCAGGGAGAAAUUUUCAAGGACUAUUAUUCAGUGCUUCAUAUCCUGAGAUAUUGGACAAUUUGGGAAUUGUGGUGGUGUGUGUCCCACCAGCCCAACCCCUCGGAGAAGUGGUCUGGCUGGAUCCUGGAUGCUUCCCCUGCCCUCCCUUUGGUGGGGAGGUGAGGUCUGGAGAGAGAGAGAAAUCAGUGGUGGGAUGAGUUCCUUUCAACCCUCAGAGAGUUUGAAUGCUGAAGUCCAAACAUUUCUUGUGCCAGAGACCUCUUCCAGAGCUUGUGAUCUCACGGCUGGAUGAACAGGAUGGUGGAUUUUCCUUGGAAGUUUUGGGGGGUGGGUGCCUGUGCUGAGGUUGCUGCCUGGUGCUGGAGUUCCACACCCAAACAGUGGUGAGAACACAGAUGUCCCAGCAUUAACUGCUCUUUCCCACAGGUUUGGAAAAGUUUCCUGCUUUUCCACAAGUGGAGGAGCUCCUCUUCUACCAGCUCUUAGCUCGACUUUUGCAUUAGAGCUGUUGUUUGGUUUUUUUUUGAGGAAACACUGACCCAAACUCAGGCUCAGUGUGUCCACCUGGCUGUAAAUCUGCUCUUGCAUUGCUUUUCUUGGUGGUGUGGAUGGAUCAAGAAUGAGAGAUUUAAUUUCCAGAGCCAUUCGAGACGAAACGAAAUUUGUACUUAGAUUUAUUUUUUUUUUUUUUACACCUCAGGAGGCCUUUUAAGAGAACUGAGGAGUGAAAGGAAGGGAGAUUUGUCCUCUCUCAGCCCCUCAGAGUCUGGAUGUCUUGGUCUGUGGGUGCUGGGCCCUGUGUCCUCCUUCCACUUGGGGCAUCUGAUGUCAGGCAGCAACUUCUGUUUUGCUACUGAGUGCGUUGAGAUGGGGAUGGAAGGGAAUCUUUUUCCAUAAAACACCCAGUAGAAAACAGAUGGGAGCUUCUCUCUCCUUCAGCAUCCUCACUUGGCUGCCUGCAGAGUUUUCAGGAGCAGAAGAUUUCGCAGCAAGAGGAGCUGACAGUGUUUGCUGUACAUAUUUGCACCCCCUUUCAUGGAGAAGUUUGGUGAACUCAAAGCUUUCCAGAAGUUUUUUUUUCCCUUUUGCCACUUUUGCAGGCUUGGAAUUCACUUUCCAAGGGUGUGACAGCACCCGAGACUUCUCUUCCUUGGUGGUGUUACCUUCCUGUGUUCUGACAUUGAAACGUGUACAACCACUUUGUGUGUUCCUGACGUGACACCUGGGACAGGUGGGUGGAACAGCUGAUUUUUUUUUUGGGGGGAAUGGGGGGCAUUGUUCAUCCAGAACACCUGCCCAGUGGGAAUGGGAGAAAAGAGUAUUCCUUCUUCAGGUGGAGAAGCUCAUGGAGUGACCUGUCUUCCUGUUGGGUUCUGUCAGAGGCAUAAAUGCUUCACAUUUUAGACAUCAGCAGAUGCAGGAUGAAGUUCCUGUGCCAGCAGCUCUUAAAAUGUGCAAUAUUGACCUUUUCUUUUUUUUUUUUUUAAUUAUUAUUAUUUUUUUAAUGCAGAAGCAAAGCUGCAGAUGAUAAUUGAGAGCAGGCAUCUGGAAUUUUCUGGUUUGCAUGGUGGCUUUUGAGUCUGCUCUAGAAAAAUAUAUAUAGCUAUGUAUAAAUAGCAGCACUUUUUUUUAAUGGUUGUUUUAGGUUGGCCAAUUUGACGCCCACCAAGUGUGUGGACUUUUUGAGAGCAACAUUGCAGACUAGGAUUAGAAUUUAAAAAGUACUUAAUGAGCACUAAAAACCCUUGCAAUUUAAUUGCUUCCCUUUCCUUGUCCCCUAUGGAGAAAAGCCAAGUUUAUUUGUUUAAAAAGUUGUGUGUGUGCACACAUGCACUUAAUUCUCUGUGAACUUUUAUCACUUUGAGCAUAGGGUAUGCAAGAGAACCCAGCCUGGGUUCCUGCUCUUCUCCAAGAAGCUUCCUAAGAUUGCACUGCCAUAGCUGGGGGAGAGCCACCUUUCCCUCUGGGAAUCCCUUGUGCAGAGGAAGCUCAUGUGGAAAUGCAGCCUGGAUGGGAUGGUUUCUGUCUGGGAAUAUCCACUGAGGUGGUGGUUGCUUUUCCUUUCCAAGGGAAAUCAAAAUCCACGGAAGGGUUACAAUCUUAGGAGGCAGUUGGGAAAGCACAUGGGAAGGGCAGGGAAGGGAGGGGAGAGGAGCAGCUUGCUGCCUUUUCUCCAUUCCAGCUUUCAGGUCACUUAAAGGGAAUAUUAUCUUGUAUAUAUGCUGCCUGAUUAAACACACAUUUACUGACAGGUAUGGAACUGCCAGCUUUUUUUUUUGGAUCACAUUCCUGACGGAGCACAGGGUCCUGUGACUCCUUGGGGCUCAGUGAUGUGAUUGCUGGUUCUCUGCUAGGUCACUUCAGGAGCACUUUGCAGCUCCUUGCAACUUGUUUUUUAAUUUAGUGUAGGGCAGGUGGGGGUUAACAGAGGUUCUCUUUUCCUGGCCACGGUGGCAGUUUGCACUGUGGUGGCUUAAAAAAGUGAUAAUGCAGCAUUACAGAAACCUUUCCUUAGCUGCCAGUUGAUGCUGCUGGAGUAGCCAUGGGAUUGUGGAAUGCUUGGGAAUAUUUGCAUUGGUUAAUUGGUAGCUGGUGGUAGAAUUGGACUGGAUGAGCAUCUUGCCUUGCUUCUGGAAAUCUCUUUUCCAUGUCACUGCAGAGUUGGGAGUCUCACCCUGCUGGUGCUGUGUGUGCCACACCCGAGAGCCCGGAUUCUCGGGAUGCCAGUGGACAGACAGUCCAGACAGACUGCCACAGACAGUCCAUGGAAGCAGGAAUGUGUUCAUGACCCCCUCCAGUCACAGAACCAUUCGUGUUCUGUCUCACCUGUGAAGGGAAUCCUGGGGAGGAGGGGGAUGGAGGAGCAUUGGGGUUUUUUUUAAACAGCAGCUCAAGUCCAGAGCCUUGUUUCAGAACCUGAGCUGUUCAGCAGUGGUGGCUGAAUGCAAUUCCUAUGCACUGCCUUUGGCACAUUGGAGCUGUGUUUUGCAAUAGGUCAGCAGGUGAUAAAAUUCCUUGAGUUGGAGAAUUCAGUGUUUUAACUUGGAGCAUCCUCAGACUUCAGCAUCCACGCAGUCUUUGGGGUGUGUGAGAACAGAGAGGCUUUGCCUGUUCAGUGGUUCAUUUGGGGUAAUUUCUCCCUCUGAUACGUUUUCAGACCUCAGAUUUCUCACCAAUAGAUUCUUCUUGUGUUUAUAGCGUUCCUCCUAAGGACAGUGAAGGCUGCUUAGGUGCAAAUCUCCCUUUCCCCAGCUUCCCACAACGCUGAGCUGCAGCAAGGUCAGGUUCCCUCGGGACUUCAGCUCUCACAUGAGAGCUCUGCAGGCUGAGGUGGGAGGACAGAGCUGUCCUAGAGCAGUGAUGGCUUUCUCAGGUGAGAGUUUUGAUCCACUUCUGUAGCGUUUUUCCCAGUGCUGAGCUCAGAACCUGCAGUUCUGACACGCUCUUGUCUCCCACGAUUUAUUCAUUUAGCUUUUAGUUACCUUCUGCUCCUGUUUUAUAGCAGUUUUGUGUGUACUCCUGUUUUAUGAUUUAACCUCUUCCAUUUUUAAGGCAUAUUUGUUUACAAUACAUCUCAGUGUUGUAUCAAGAGGCUCUCUUGGUAUUGUCAGCUCUGAAAAUCAACUACAGCAGUAGUUACAGAACGUUGUCAAAGGGUGUGUUUUAAAACUCGAUGUUUUGAGUUUUUGGGUGUUCACAACAGUUUUGUUUCAUUUCUUAAGUUCUCCUGCGUGAGAAAUAGAAUGUGUAUCUGUAAGAGUAGAAAUAGGGGGGGAAAAAAAAGAGACCUUCUGGCCUCUGAGGUCGUGGGGAUGGAUGGUUUAUUUUGUCUUAAAAAAAUCACAGAGCGCGGUGUUGCAAAGAGCCCCCCCAGGAUGUCACACUGGGCAGAUCAGUCCAAAAUCCAUGAGGAUUGCAAUCCUGGUGCUUAGAAGCUGUUCAGGAUGUUUGGUGAGGUAUAGGAUGUCUUGCCUAAACAGGGGGUUUUGUGGUUGGAUUGGAAUUUAGUGAAGCUGGUGGGUCUGGACAGCAGGUCUGCUCCGUGGGGAAGCCUUUGGCCAUCCCGGGAUGGUGGGAUGUGGGACAUGCUGGAGCUGCUCUGCUGGGAUCAGGGGCUGUCAGGUGAAGGCUGAAGGAUAAAAUGCAGUGACAGUUCUGUGCAGUUCUCCAGGGGGUUCCUGCAGGAGGCUCUGUCUUGGAUCAGCCCCUGGGCACACGGAAUUCCACCUGGAGCGAGUAACACCGACUGUGGAGGUAAGAGCUGGUCCUGGCCAGAGAAGAACUCUUGGAAAUGGAACCAGAUCUUUCUCCACAGCCUAAUUUUAGUCAUAAGGGUACAACAGAGGAGCUGCAAAGCCACAGGGAUGGUACAUCCCUGCAAAUCUGUUCAGCAGCAGCAGCUCCUUUGGAAGUUCCCUGAUGGACCUGGUGCCAUCUGGAGCAGAAAAGUGAAGCUUUGGGUUUAGUGUCUCCUGGAUCUUGGCCUGAGGUGUGUUAUUCCUGCCUUUUUACCAAGAACAAACAGAAAGAAGGAGGAUCUGUUCACUGCAGAAGGGGGAUUGGUUUUGGGCUGAGCCAGAACCAGGCUCUGCCAGGUAGGAAAGCUGGGCAGGGCCCGAGUUCCUUCUUGGAUGUGUGUGUUCAAGGAUUUCCCUUUGGGAAUAGCGAGAUACCUGCUUCAUAAACAUUAUUUUUGGGGGAAAAAAAACCCACCCUAAAACUGACUAGAAUUGCUUUUUUGUUUACCCCUCCCAAAAAAUGUAGCAGAAGGUUUUGCCUGUGGAGCUGUUCCAGCUGCCUGACGAGAAGCACACCCUGAGAGCUGAAAACUUGGAGGUUUUUUUAGAUUCCUUGUGCCUGGAAUAGCCCUGCAUGGAGCACACGUGUGUCAUGCCUGACAGGAUGUGUCCAGGAUGGAGUCUUGGCUUCCAAAUUUGUAUAAAUACCCCUCAAAGCAGCCACUGCACUGUGCAGUCGCCACUUUUAAAUAUGUUUUGCACACCCUGGUGAGGUUUUUUGGGGGCUUUUCCUUUUCUUUUAGGACUCAAGUCAAUCAUGCCACAGCGUGGACUCGUUGUGUUGCCAAAGGGUAUUUUUAAAAGCAGCUUUGACAUUGCUGGAUGCCACAUCUCCUAAAAAAAAAAAAAAAAGAAAACAAAAAAACAAACGUGUCUUAAAUUUGUCUGUGAAUAGUUUUGUGUUCACGGAACAAAAGUUUGGACUCCUUUACUCGAAACACUUCUCUCCUGAGACCAGGCAUUGCAGAAGGUUUUCAUCUCAAAUUGGUUGUGGCAGGGGGUGGAACAGGGAAAUGCUGAACCUUCUGGAGAACAGGGACCUUCAUGGAGACACUGAGUGACCCGGGAGGGGAGGCUGCAGGUGAUUUUGGAGCCCAUUUCAGCCCUUGAGCAGUACAUGCAGCAGUGCUGUACCAAUAACUGGAAGCUGUUGUUUUUUCUGGGAUUUUUUAUUUUAACUUUUUAAUUUUUUGGGUUUUUUUUUCAGUUGGGGGUUAUUUUUUCAUGGUGUUUGUUUUUAUUUUUUGAACACAGGAAGGCUUUGAGGGUGGCCUCUGCAUGGUUCCUAAGUGUGUGCUGUGUGCUGGGGUGGGGUGGGGUUACAAUACCUGGGUUUGCUCGAAGCUCCUUGAGAUGUGUUGUGGUUUGUUCUUUUCUUUUCUUUCCUUUUUUUUUUUUGUUGUUGUUUUCUUUUUUUUAUUUUUAUUUUUUGGCUGGCAUGUCUUAAAUCUUCAGGCUUUGAAACUGCUUUCUAGAGUUGUGUUGACUUUUUUGUUCUGCUGUUGUUCAGUUGCACAGAGUUUUCUAUAUAUGAUGUGCUAGUUUUGACGUUGAUUCUCUGUGAACAGGGUUGAGAUUAUUCCUUGUAGUUUAAAAAGAAACCAAGUUGUAUCCUAAAAAAAACUCCCUUUUUCAGACCUUGUUUGUAUCCUGUUGCAGUGUUACCAGAUGGCCUUAUGUACGUCACAGUGUUUUGUGAUAAGUACAGUAGCACAUUUAAUGCUUAUUUCCCCUCUGUUUUUAUAGCUGAGAAGUGUAUUUGUAAUAACAGAGCCAAAUAAAUGGGAAAAUUCUAGGUAAGGGUGGUGGUUGUCUCCCCUAAUGGGUAGUGGGGCAGCUGGAAUUAAUCUGGGACUAAACCCUUAGACUGCCUUGGGAAUUCUGAGGCUCUUGGCAGAUGUGGAUCGUGUGCCAGGGGCUUGGAAAUCACAGCAGCUCCAUUGGCUCCACCACAACUGCUCCGACUUCCAGGGGCUGAGAACCUGCUCUGGGGGCAGCUUUUGGGCUGGGAGAGGCAGGGGAGAGGGAAGUUUGAGGUAAUUUUUAGCAACUUAAGCACCCAAACCUGCUGGGCGGUGGGAAGGUGGGCCAGUUUUGUCCUGUUGAUUUCUGCAGUUCUGUUCUGGGAAGUGACUUCCUGAUGCCUUCAGUGCUUUCUAGUCCGUGGCUGAAUUUUUUUUUAGGCUGAUCUGGGUUUUCUUUGCUGCUCCAGCAAAGUUUUGGGCUCCAGCAGCUCUGCCAGCUCUGCUGGGAGCAGCUUCUGAGCAGAUUUCCCUGUCAGGUGACUCCUAACUCUGCCAUGGAUCCACUUUUACCUUCCUGUGAUUUUAACAGGGGUAAAAAUGACAUUAGAGGCAGCGGAGAGAACAUUUUUCAGCUGCUCUUUCCCUGAACAGAAUUGCAUUUAUUUUUUUUUCUAUAAAUAUAUAUAUAGUACCAAGUCUGGAGACAAAGCAAGUUAUGUUGUAGUGAGUGUCUCAACUUCCUACACUGGAGACUUUUCUAGACAUGAUCUUUUAGAGACAACUGUAACCUCACCCCUCUGGGGUCCUUGUUACAGUUGGGUGAACCUGCCUGGGACAGAAAAGCUUCUCAGUCUAACUUUCUUUUUUUAAAUAAUACCUUAUAAUAAGAGUAUCUUAAUGCCAUUGUGUUAAAAAAAAAAAUGCUGGUAUGUAAUGCAAGUACAUAAAUAGCCAAAGUUUUCAGUAAUUGUUCAGUGUUAACUAAAUUUUGCUUUUAUUUAACCUUCCAAGAUAACAUUUAGGAAGACCUUCAGCAUGUUGACGUCACAAAAGUCUGAUCAGCUUGAUUAGAGCAGAACGUGGAGUUAUUGGAACACAUUUCAGGUUUGAAUACAAUUUGGAGGCAAAGUUUUUUAAGAUGCAAAACUUCCUUUGCACUGUAAUGACACUUCAAAUGCUGCUUUUACAGUGGCUCAUUGGUAAUUGUUAUUCAAACAUCAUGAAGGUCUUUCCUGAGAAAUCAGGUGACUUUUCUAUUGCUUCGAUUUUUGUGCAAAAAAGUUAAAAAUAAAAAAAAUCAAUGUAUUGCAAUCUUUUUUAAAAACGGGGUGGGAAUAGUUAAAGAAAACUAUUUUAUGUAAGAACUGACAGAGGGAUUUGCUUUGUAUAAUGCAAGCUGGCUUUAAAAAAAGCAUUGUAGCAAAAUUAUUCAAGUCAAUCAUAUGUUAAUAGUUAUGUGCAACCAGACAUGCAAAACAAUUGUAUUUUUUUAAAUAAAUAUUUUUAACAAA